AUGGCUCCAGGCUCUCGGGCCACCCGGCUCCCGGUCUUUGUCCUGCUCUGCCUGCUCUGGCCUCCGGUCGGCGCCUUCCCGGCCAUGCCUCUGGCCAACCUGUUCAGUAAUGCAGUGCUCCGAGCCCAGCACCUGCACCAGCUGGCUGCUGACACCUACAAGGAAUUCGAGCGGGCCUACAUCCCAGAGGGACAGCGCUACUCCACCCAGAAUGCCCAGGCCGCCUUCUGCUUCUCGGAGACUAUCCCAGCCCCAACGGGCAAGGAAGAGGCCCAGCAGAGAUCGGACAUGGAGCUGCUGCGCUUCUCUCUGCUCCUCAUCCAGUCGUGGCUGGCACCCGUCCAGUUCCUCAGCAGGGUCUUCACCAACAGCCUGGUGUUCGGCACCUCUGACCGGGUCUACGAGAAACUGAAAGAUCUGGAGGAGGGCAUCCAGGCACUGAUGCGGGAGCUGGAGGAUGGCAGCCCCCGGGCCGGGCAGGUCCUUAAGCAGACCUAUGACAAGUUUGACACCAACUUCCGUAGCAGCGACUCGCUGCUCAAGAACUACGGGCUGCUCUCCUGCUUCCGAAAGGAUCUGCACAAGACCGAGACCUACCUGCGGGUCAUGAAGUGUCGCCGCUUUGCAGAAAGCAGCUGUGCCUUCUAG
Messenger RNA from Octodon degus (degu), 648 nucleotides. Its product is annotated as somatotropin. Gene Ontology annotation, biological process: positive regulation of tyrosine phosphorylation of STAT protein; response to nutrient levels; animal organ development. Gene Ontology annotation, molecular function: growth hormone receptor binding; hormone activity. NCBI's taxonomy places the organism in Eukaryota, Metazoa, Chordata, Mammalia, Rodentia, Octodontidae. Gene Ontology annotation, cellular component: extracellular region. The transcript is spliced from 5 exons. The record is from RefSeq and is a predicted model, not a curated record. The coding region runs from base 1 to 648 and encodes 215 amino acids.